AUGAUACUCCCACUACUGAAUGCCGCAGAUGCUGAACAGCAUCUGGACCCAAUACAAGUUACAACAGCAACCAUUAAAGAUAUUGGAUUGAUAAAGAGACAGAUACCUGGAUCUCUACCAACUGCAAUCAACUUUGCGCUGCCAUCCUCACAACCGUCUGCUAUAAGUAGUCCAGUCAACACAAAGAACAGUGCUGUAGAUGAUGUCUUAAUAUGGGGCACCUUUGUAUUGAUAGCAUUCUUCAUCCCACUAUGCAUGCUAAGAUACAGACGGAAGAUAGAAGCAUGCUUGGAACGCUGGAAGCGUAAAGGAAGCAAGGAUCUGCCACCAAUAAUAUUGACCAGCAUCCCAGAUUCCGAGUUGACUCUGCAACAGCAACAGAGUAUAGAAAUGGACGAAACCCACUUGGAACAUGUAGUAGAUCACGAAGAUGAAGACCAGCCACUCCCGAUAUACACAAAAGAAUGGGACGGAGAAGUGGGUGAUUUAUCAGUCUUAAAUCUUGUGGGUGUGGAAGUCGAUGGCGUUCAACUAGGGAUUAUAUCUGAUGGCAUGCCGACAUCACCUACAUCGCCUGUUGAGUCUCUCGGUAGUAACAUUACAUCGUCGUCACCGCCACAAUCGCCUGAUCGUGAGAGAACUAGGUAUAUAAUGACGUUGCCGAGCUAUGAGGAUUUGCUGUCUACAUCGUCAAUCACUAUUCCGAGGCAUUUGAUCAAGGAGGAUGAUCCGGUAUCGCCAACUGAAGACGACGACGAGGAGGAGGAUGAAUAUGAACAGGAUGAGGACGAACAGGAGGAUGACGAGGACGAAGACGAAGAAGAACACUCACUACCAGAAGGCAACGAAGCGGACGAAUCCACAUCCCUCCAAUCAUCAACAGAGUCUUCCCAAGACACCAUAGUAGACACCGCCAUCUCCGAAGAUUACUAUAAUCGCCCACUCCCCCAAGAGCCAGACUCUCCCCCCGUAACAAUACCGCGACGUACAGCCAGUCUCCGGAAUAGUGCGCUACGGAAUAGUCUGCUGAGACGGUGGCAGGAUACAGAUUCUCGUCAUUCGAGUGUCGAGACCGACACUGUGUCGAAUAACUUUAGCUGGAGAGCUGGCGAUGAUGAUCAUUUGGAUGUGGACGAGGAUAUAAGGAUACGGCCGUCGGAGAUUUUGACUGUACAGAGCCUGAAUAGGAAUAUAGCGAGGGGGAGGUCGGAGAGGUUUAUACAGCAUUCGACUGAUUUGGAUCGUGUCAUGACAGGAUGGUAG
This is a messenger RNA of Synchytrium microbalum, 1263 nucleotides long. RefSeq lists its product as uncharacterized. The transcript has 2 exons. The coding region runs from base 1 to 1263 and encodes 420 amino acids. Lineage: Eukaryota; Fungi; Chytridiomycota; Chytridiomycetes; Synchytriales; Synchytriaceae. The record is from RefSeq and is a predicted model, not a curated record.